CUUCGGCACCACAGAGUGGGCAAAACAGCGGGCAAAACAGCGCGUGAACUCCUCACCGACAUGGAUGCCGCCAAAAUUAACAGUACCCAGCACUGCCUCGUUAUCGCACUGAUCUCCUCAUUUGACCACGCAUGAUUGGUUUGCUUUGGCACUAAACGUGUUCCUCGGUGUCGCACGGCCGAUAUUUUUUAAGCAGCUGCCUGUUGCGUUUCCCGGCCGUGACAGUGGAGACUAUACAUAUUCUGUUUAUAAAGAAAAGUCGAUAGCCAAUUGACCCGAGCUCUCUUGACAACAUCCUCGUCUUGUAGAUUCACAGAGCAGCAAACAUGUCGGACCUCGCCACCAUCCCGUACGACGCUCCUCUAUCCUUCCGCGAGCCCAGCUUCUUCUGGACCCGUUACUACUCCGCUCGUGGUGCAAGCGGCACCCUCUUGACCCGCAAGGAUGUGCCAUUCACCGACUUGAGCGGCAAGUGGAUCGUCAUCUCUGGUUCCAACAACGGUAUCGGACGUGAGGCGGCCAUCUACUUCGCCCAGUGUGGCGCCAACUUGAUCCUCGCCUGCCGAAGCCCUCCUCCUCACGAGCGCCACCCCAACGAUGUCGUUCAGGAGUGCUUGACCGCUGCUAAAUCUCGCGGCUACGAGAAGUCCACCGUCGAGUGGUGGGAGAUCGACAUGACCAAGUUCUCCACCGUUGAGGCAUUCGCUAAGCGAUGGCUCGACACCGGACGUCCUCUGGACAUUCUGUGCAACAACGCCGGUAUGGGAAGCAACCCCGGUGGUAUCGGCAAUGUCCUCAAGACUGGCGACGGUCUUGAAUUCGUUCACCAGGUCAACUUCGCGGCUCACGUCCUCCUCACUCUCCGCCUGCUCCCCAGCAUCCAGAAGGCUAAGGAGCCUCGCAUUGUCUGCACCACUUCCUGCCUGCACUACCACGGAAAGUACCGUCUUUCUAACUGGGACGGCAGCGGCUGCAAGCUCAUUGAGUUCUACGCCAACAACAAGCUCUACUUCCAGAUCUGGGUCGCUGAAAUGAACCAACGUCUCCUUCGCAAUGAGAAGCUCAAGCACAUCACCAUUAACGGUGUUCACCCAGGUUUCGUCAACACCGGCAUCUGGAACUUCCAGGUCGGCAAGGGCCCAUUUCAACUCAUCGAGAUUCUCAUCAAGUUCAUCCUCGGCUGGCUCGCUGGCUUCGUCGGUGUCACCGCCGAGCAAGGCAGCUACUGUAUUCAGAACGCUGCGACCAGCUUGGGUGCCGGCCCCAACCCUGCAUACCAGGGUGUUGGUGUGAGCGGCGGUAAGGGUGGAGGACGAUACUUCAACCGUAUCUGGGAGGAGGUCGCCAUGCCUCACGCUGCCGACCCUGACGCUCGUCUGCGUGUGUGGAGGAAGCUCAACGAGGAGCUCAAGCUCUCGGAGAAGGGUCUCCUCGAGGGUCUUGGCCAGUAAACGGGAUUUUCUUGCAUCUUCUUCGGCUUCUUUUUCCUUUGUUCUAUUGGAAUGGGCUUUUCGCAACGGAAUGUAUAGAACAUGCAGGGCGCAUGAUAUGACGCUGGCAGCAUUUCACGAACGAACGAUGAAAUGUCCCUUGUCGGCUUGGGCACGAAAACAAUCUAGACUAUUUAUAUGGCAAUGGAUCGUAUGAAACUCGCACGAUAAUCCCACUC
Molecule: messenger RNA, 1669 nt
Organism: Dissoconium aciculare CBS 342.82
Lineage: Eukaryota; Fungi; Ascomycota; Dothideomycetes; Mycosphaerellales; Dissoconiaceae
Product: WW domain-containing oxidoreductase
Exons: 1
Coding region: 327-1451 (374 amino acids)
Source: RefSeq, a predicted model, not a curated record